This is a messenger RNA of Anthostomella pinea, 1209 nucleotides long. The record is from the annotation of a GenBank genome assembly. NCBI's taxonomy places the organism in Eukaryota, Fungi, Ascomycota, Sordariomycetes, Xylariales, Xylariaceae.
AUGCUGUCGCCAGAGGUCGCCGCCCAGGAUAAAGGUCCAUCUGUUGUGGCCACCACGAGUGCCGUAAUAGCUCUGAGCACCGUUUUUGUCAUUGCAAGGCUGUAUGUCCGGGCCCGCAUGGUGGGAAAGCUUCAGGUCGAUGACUACAUCAUUGGCUUUGCGGUGACUAAAUCGUCACUUGUUCAGAUUCGCGGUUGGCUCACCGUAGGCUUUGCCACAGCGUCAGUCCGUUCCAGCAAUGGCAAGCACGCACAGCUCCUAGACCAAGACCAGCUGUCCGGUGCGAUACCGGUACUGUUGACAAUGGUCGGCUUUUUUCCCGGUGUCCGGUCCUUCGCUUUCCCCAAGCUCGCCGCUGUAUAUCUCUUGACGAAGCUUAUGAACACAUCGAAAACACACCGGAUCUUCCUAUGGACAUUGAGCAGCCUUUGCGUUCUGAUUCUGUCGGGCUGCAUUAUCCUUCUUUUCGCGCAGUGUACCCCCUCGCGUGCCCAGUGGGACCUUAGCAUUACGGAAAAGACUUGUUGGAGUCCCUACGUUCUCGUGGAUUACAGUAUUGCUGCUGGGGCCUUUUCAGCACUCGUCGAUUUGUACCUGGCCGUCUACCCCGCGAUCGUCUUAUUCAGGCUGCAAAUGAACAUCAAGAAGAAGGUAGCUCUGAGUAUCUCCCUUGGUCUGGGAUCCGUGGCAUCCAUUAUAGCCCUGUAUAAAUGCAGCCGUAUCCCGGGUCUUGCAAGCAAAGACUUCACAUACGACACGGCCGAUCUCACGAUAUGGACUUGUAUCGAAGGCAGCGCCAUCAUCAUUGCCGCAUGCAUUCCAGUGCUGAAGCCCCUCGGGGAACGCAUCCUAGGCAGCCGCGCGUUUGGCAGCUCGAAAGAUAGAUACGGAUACAAGAACUACGGCAAUUCCCGCAGCGGGAACCCAAAGUCCGACAUCGAGCUGGGCUCCAAGCAACGCCCUGCCAGAUACCCACAUGAUCUGGAUACCUUUGGGGACAGAAAAGAUGGCAGUCAAGAGAGUAUACUGCCUCUGAAGGCACCGAAGACGACCGGCGACCAGAGUCAUGGGAUUGUCCGCACGCAGUCGGUUACUAUCACGGUUAGGAGGCCUCAAGGCCAGCCCCUAUUCUUGUCCAGGACCCUAGCUGACGGUUUCCUGCAGUACGGAGAAGAUGCGGUCCCAGUUGCACAGGAGCCAUGGAAAUGA